GCUUGUCCGAGCCACAAGGAAUAACCUGAAUCCCGACGUGAGAAGGCUGGAUUCAUCUGCCACUGAACUGGGGGCCGGUUCUCUCUCUCCCUCUUUCUCCUGUUAUGUCCAAGAUCUGCACUUUGCCUGGCAAUUGCUUUGAGUUCCAAAGGACCAGGGGACUAGGAUGAGGAGGAGCAAUAGAUAUUCCUUGAACCUGCUUUGGUUGUUGCCACCGUUCUUAGUGUGGACCGUGGUGGCCCUUGACUUGGGACCUUCGCCCUGCACCACCUUGGUCCAGGGCAAGUUUUUUGGAUACUUCUCCUCUUUUGCCGUCUUCCCGUUGAACGCUUCCCGCUGCAAUUGGAUUAUCCAGAACCCCGAUCCUAGGAGAUACACGUUGUACAUGAAGGUUUUGAAGCCCUCGGGUCUCUGCGACCAUCAGCAGAUACACACGUACCAAUUUGACUCCUUCUUGGAGUCUACACGGACGUACCUGGGCAUGGAGAGCUUUGACGACGUGUUGAACCUUUGCGAUGGCUCUACCCGCUACGCCUUCCUCCAGUCAAACAAGCAGUUCCUCCAGAUGAAGCAGACUCUGUCCAAAGUGGAUAGCGGGUGGAUCAGGUGGAAACCGGCCAAGGUUCAGGAAAGAGACUUCUCGGUUGAGUAUCUUGUGGUUGGCAACAGAAGCCCUAGCAAAGCCGCUUGCCAGAUGCUGUGCAAAUGGCUGGAUACUUGCUUGACCACCAGCAGCAGCUCACACCCUUGUGGCAUCAUGCAGACACCGUGCUCUUGUUUCACUGGAGAGGUGCUGGAUCAACCCAGUGAGAUCUUUGGCUUAACCAAAAAGCAGGACAAUUGUUUUAAGGAUGGGAUUUACCUGGAGAAUUGCAUGAGUUCCACCAAGGACACCACUGGGCUGGAUUUCUUGG
Messenger RNA from Crotalus tigris (Tiger rattlesnake), 914 nucleotides. Its product is annotated as adhesion G protein-coupled receptor B1-like. The transcript has a single exon. Gene Ontology annotation, cellular component: plasma membrane. Lineage: Eukaryota; Metazoa; Chordata; Lepidosauria; Squamata; Viperidae. The record is from RefSeq and is a predicted model, not a curated record. The annotation marks the transcript as partial. Gene Ontology annotation, molecular function: G protein-coupled receptor activity.